Messenger RNA from Humulus lupulus (European hop), 1667 nucleotides. RefSeq lists its product as uncharacterized. The record is from RefSeq and is a predicted model, not a curated record. The transcript is spliced from 4 exons. Bases 429 to 1667 code for a protein of 412 amino acids. NCBI's taxonomy places the organism in Eukaryota, Viridiplantae, Streptophyta, Magnoliopsida, Rosales, Cannabaceae.
GUGGUGGUGAUGACCCGCUAGAUCCUACUAGGGAACCUGCUUCGUGCGAGUCUUCUGGUAUUUUUUUUUUUUUUUAAGUAAAGUGUUUCAUUUAUUAACUUAAAUACACUUAUUUAUAUAUUUUCGAUGACAAUAUAGGUAGUGAAUCGAAGAAAGGUCGCGGGAGGAAUGUUUUAGCAAAUUUGGAAGAUAGAAGAAAAAAAGCUGGGGCCCCGUUGCCAUUAUUAGUGGAUAACACCUCCAACAGAAUAGUAGGGUUGGAGAGUAAAGCUUUCCCUCGUUUGGUAGGGAGGGAGAUUACAUUGCAUGUUCCUGGACAUUUUGAGAGUUGGGCAAAUGUUCCGGAGCAAUACGAACACCUUAUCUUAACCAAACUUCGAUAUUAUUAUCAGAUUGACGACAAUGCAACAUUAAUAGCAUUAGCUGAGAUGGCCGAAAAAUACAAGACGAGAAAGAAUAUUAGGCUGGCACAUUUCAAGGAAUAUUACACAAAACCAGAAGACUUCGAAAACGCUGUCAAAAACCCCCCCAAUGAACUCAAUGAAGAACAAUGGCGACUAAUAUGUCAGUUGUUCACAUCUCCUCAGUUUAUUGCUCGUUCUAAGCAAAAUUCUCUCAAUCGGCAGAAGAUGAAAUACUCUUCAACACAAGGGUCGAUAACAAUGGCCGAAACCCUUCAUGAAAAUCAAAGCAAGGGUUACAUUGAGAAUUGGAAGGAUUGUCAUACAAAGAAAUGCACAAACACCUUUGUCAACGACUAUGCCAAAAAUGAAUGGGAACGGAUGAAGAAUACUUAUGACAGCCGAUCUAGUACUUCUGACUCUACAGAAGUUUUUGAGAUUGAGAUACUCCAUGAGACUCUUGGAGAGAGGCGUGGCCAUAACCGAGGAGUGGGUCGCAAAUUGAAAGGACAAUCAUCAAAACGGCGUACACAACCAACAACUACUAACCAGCCCGACUUACAGCAGACAGUAGCUCAAUUGCAAAGACAAGUUCAGAUAUUGUCUCAAAAACUGUCUCCUGAGGAACGUGCUGAAAUGGAUCUUGAGAUGAAUAAUGCAGCUCCAACGCAACCAACGCAUCCACGACCAUCUCAUUCUCAUAUGCCUAGAGAUGGAUCUGGUCCAUCUUUUCAGCCAAUGGGUUUUCAGCAUCAGCAAUCGCAACAGACUCCUUUUUCCUUUCAGCAACUACUACAACAACCUCCUAUUCAUUCGUCUGCAUCUUUAACCCCUGAACACAUGAUUCAAUUUCAACAAUAUCAGAUGUUCCAGUCAUUCUUCCAGAUGAUGUCACAGUCGCCAAACAGUUCACAAGUAAUGAUGCAGAUGAUGACACAAUCGCCUCAGACGUCUCAAGUUUCUCAGUCACGGACGCCACAAAUGAUGCCGACACAACAAAUGUCUCAGAUGCCGCAUACUUUUCAGAUGAUGCCGAUACCACAAGGGCAGCAAUAUGGGCAGCAAACAUCAUCGAUGAUGCCUACAUCACAUGGCCAGCAAACAUCGCCAAUGAUGCCUACACCACAUGGGCAGCAAACAUCGCCGAUGAUGCCAAGUUCGCAGGUGCUGCCCUACUACCCACAGAUGCCAAAUGUUCCUCAGCAACAAAUUCCGAGAAAUGCUAGUGAUGAUGACGAUGACGAUGCUACUACAAAUUUCUUUUAG